AUAUCCCAUUCCCACUUCUAGAAAGUUCCUUCUCAGGAUAUAUAGAGCAGGAGAGUGUGUUACAGAUACGCUUCUUACAGGACACAACUCAGAGAAGAAAUCCAGCGACUCUGUGCUAGAAUGAAAAUCGCAGACAUCAUAACAUCUCAAGGCUGCUACAGCUGUUUUUGGAGACAGACAGGAUGUGGAUGACUAACAUUGUAGCUCUUUGUCUGCUGGCCCUCAUGGCCUCUGCAGAGGACAAGAAGUUGAGCAGCCAUGCCACCACACUGGCUGACAACAGCGCCAAUCUGGCCUUCAGUCUCUACCACAACAUGGCAAAGGAGAAAGACACAGAGAAUAUCCUCAUCUCUCCCGUGGUCGUGGCCUCCUCUCUGGGGAUUGUGGCUCUUGGUGGAAAGGCCACCACUGCCUCCCAGGUCAAAACCGUCCUCAGUGUUGAUAAACUGAAGGAUGAGCAUCUGCAUGCAGGCCUGUCUGAGCUGCUCACUGAGGUGAGCGAUGCCAAGACACGCAACACUACCUGGAAGAUCAACAACCGCCUCUACGGCCCCAGCUCUGUCUCCUUUGCAGAUGAUUUUGUGAAAAACAGCAAGAAGCACUACAACUAUGACCAUUCAAAAAUAAACUUCAGGGACAAGAGGAGCGCAGUGAACUCCAUCAACGAGUGGGCAGCCAAGUCUACAGGUGGCAAGCUGCCUGAGAUCACCAAGGAUGUGCAGAACCCAGAUGGAGCCAUGAUCGUCAAUGCUAUGUUCUUCAAGCCUCACUGGAAUGAGAAAUUCCACGAUAAAAUGGUGGACACGCGUAGUUUCCUGGUUACCCGCUCAUUCACGGUUGGAGUUCCGAUGAUGCAUCGUACUGGUCUGUAUGACUUCUACGAGGACACAGAGAACCGUAUCUAUGUGCUCAACAUGCCUCUGGGCCAGAAGCAAGCCUCUAUGAUCAUGAUCAUGCCCUACCACCUGGAGCCCCUAGACCGCCUGGAGAAACUCCUGACCAGGAAGCAGGUGGACACCUGGAUCAGCAAGAUGGAGAACAGGGCUGUUGCCAUUUCCCUCCCUAAAAUCGCAGUGGAUGUCAGCCACAACCUGCAGAAACACCUGUCUGAGCUCGGCCUGACAGAAGCUGUGGACAAAGCCAAGGCAGACUUGUCCAACAUCUCCGGAAAGAAGGACCUCUACCUCUCUAACGUCUUCCACGCGUCAACCCUUGAGCUGGAUGUGGAAGGAAACCCAUACGACACCAGCAUCUUCGGCUCUGAUAAGCUGAGGAAUCCAAAACUUUUUUACGUGGAUCACCCCUUCAUUUUCCUGGUGAAGGACAACAAGACCAACUCCAUUAUGUACAUUGGCAGGGUAGUCAAACCUAAAGGAGACAAGAUGCGCGAUGAGCUAUAAUGAUAAUUUUGUGAAUUGUGGUAGGUAGCUAUGUUAUUUGUGAAAUAAUGGCAGGAAAUUGUGUGUGUUUCUGGUAUGCCUGUUACCUAAUGAGCACAUUCCAAUAGUCAAUCUGUGGACUGAGUAUCUGAGCUUACUGUUUUUAGACACACCAAAACUUCGCAGGGAACAAUUCUGUGUAAACGUUAGGUCUCAUGCUCUAGCCCCCUUGGCUUGAAUAAUGUCCUCAGUCACAAAUAUGUGUCUCAUUUGUGAUUUCCAUUAACAAACAGCAGUUGGCACAGCAGAAAACAUGCUUAUAUUAAGUAUGAACUCUUUUUCUUUACAUCCUCUUCGCCAGUAUUUGUUCAGCUACGAUCCAUGUGUGUUUUCUUGCAUUAUCUUUAAUGUUUAAAGAGAAAAAGCACAAGCUUGUUUGACAGUUCUGUCUCACUUCUUCCCUUCAUGCUCUCAGUUUUUUUUAUUUUUGCCUCCGGUCUGCACUGAACUGUUUCUCUGCAGAAGUUGAGCUUGCAGAGAUAAGGUGGCAAAAUGUCUGGUGUUUGCUUUAUGUUCACUUGCCAACCAUACUGUGUCAUUUUGUUGCUGUUGGUAUUUUCACAGAGAACUCUUGGAAUUGUGUGAUUACAUAAUAAUUUGUUCACUUUUCAAUAAAAAAAAAGAAAAUGA
Molecule: messenger RNA, 2069 nt
Organism: Dicentrarchus labrax (European seabass)
Lineage: Eukaryota; Metazoa; Chordata; Actinopteri; Moronidae
Gene: serpinh1b
Product: serpin peptidase inhibitor, clade H (heat shock protein 47), member 1b
Exons: 8
Coding region: 183-1400 (405 amino acids)
Biological process (GO): collagen fibril organization; negative regulation of endopeptidase activity
Cellular component (GO): endoplasmic reticulum
Molecular function (GO): serine-type endopeptidase inhibitor activity
Source: RefSeq, a predicted model, not a curated record